AUGAGAAAAAUUAUAUAUAGAUUUUCAAGGCCUACUUAUCUUGAUUUUUAAGCAACAACUCCUACAGAUUAUAGAGUUUUGGAUGCUAUGUUACCCUAUCUAACAAAUCAAUUUGGAAAUCCUCACAGUAAAACACAUUCAUAUGGAUGGGAAACUGAAAAGGCAGUGGAAAAAGCACGAGCUUAAGUAAGAUUUAUAAUUUAUUGAAUAGAUAGCUAGUUUAAUUAAUACUUAACCUUAAAGUAUCAUUUUUACUUCAGGUGCCACAGAAAGUAACAAUGCUGCAUUAAAGGGUUUAUAUGGAUUUUAUGGAAAAUAGAAGAAUCAUAUAAUUACCACAUAAACUGAGCAUAAAUGUGUUUUAGAUACUUGUAGAUAUUUAGAGGAUAAAGGAGUAGAAGUAACAUAUUUACCAGUUGAUUGUAAUGGUUUGAUUUCAUUGAAAUAAUUAUAAGAAUCAAUAAAAUCAAAUACAUUAUGUGUAAGUGUAAUGCUUGUAAAUAAUGAAAUUGGAGUAAUUUAAAACUUAAAAGAAAUAAGCAAAAUAUGUCAUGAACAUGGAGUGUAUGUUCAUUCUGAUAUGGCAUAGGGAAUUGCAAAAAUACCAGUUGAUGUUUAAGAUUUAGAUAUAGAUUUAGGUAGUAUUUCAGGUCAUAAAAUUUAUGGACCAAAAGGGAUAGGAGCAUUAUAUGUUAGAAGAAAACCUAGAGUUAGAUUAUAAUAAAUAAUUCAUGGAGGAGGUUAAGAAAGAGGUUUAAGAAGUGGUACUUUGGCACCUCAUUUAUGUGUGGGAUUUGGUAAGGCUGCUGAGAUUGCAUAGAAUGAAUUAUCAUAUGAUAUAUAGCAUAUUGAUAAAUUAUACAAUAAACUUAUAAUAGGAAUAAAAGAAAAGAUUCCUUAAAUAUAAAUAAAUGGAUCAUUAGAACAUCGUUACAAAGGAAAUUUAAAUGUUUCAUUUGCAUUUGUUGAAGGUGAAUCUUUAAUAAUGGCAAUCAAAUAAGUAGCUGUGUCAUCUGGAUCUGCUUGUACAUCUGCUUCUUUGGAACCUUCGUAUGUUUUAAGAGCAUUAGGAGUUUAAGAAGAUAUGGCUCAUACUAGUUUAAGAAUUGGUAUUGGGUAUUUUAAUUAUUAUAUAUAUAUAUAUUUAUAGACGAUUUACUACGGAAAAAGAAAUUGAUUUUUUAAUUUAUUAAUUGAGUUAAGCUGUUAAAAAAUUGAGGGAAAUGUCUCCUUUAUGGGAAAUGCAUUAAGAUGGAAUUGAUAUUAAUAAAAUUGAAUGGACUUAACCACAUUGA
This is a messenger RNA of Paramecium sonneborni, 1295 nucleotides long. The record is from the annotation of a GenBank genome assembly. NCBI's taxonomy places the organism in Eukaryota, Ciliophora, Oligohymenophorea, Peniculida, Parameciidae.